Crotalus tigris (Tiger rattlesnake) is the source of this 1275-nucleotide messenger RNA. RefSeq names its product mitogen-activated protein kinase 15-like. Gene Ontology annotation, biological process: protein phosphorylation; intracellular signal transduction. Lineage: Eukaryota; Metazoa; Chordata; Lepidosauria; Squamata; Viperidae. The record is from RefSeq and is a predicted model, not a curated record. The transcript is spliced from 10 exons. Gene Ontology annotation, cellular component: nucleus; cytoplasm. The coding region runs from base 82 to 1260 and encodes 392 amino acids. Gene Ontology annotation, molecular function: ATP binding; MAP kinase activity.
CGCUGGGGGCCGGGCGGACGCACGUGGGCGUUGCCAGGACGUUGCCAGGGCGACCGCGUCGAGCAUCGGCUGGGCUGGAGGAUGAGCGCGGCGGCGCCGGCCGAGGUGGAGGAGUCGGUUGCGCGGCGCUACGAGAUCAAGCGGCGGCUGGGCAAGGGGGCCUACGGGAUCGUGUGGAAGGCGACGGAGCGCCGGACGGGCGCCAGCGUGGCCGUCAAGAAGAUCUUCGACGCCUUCCGCAACCGGACCGACGCCCAGAGGACCUUCCGGGAGAUCGCCUUCCUCCAGGAAUUUGGAGGGCAUCCAAACAUCAUCCAGCUCCUGAACGUCAUCCGGGCUCAGAAUGACAAGGACGUUUAUCUGGUUUUCGAAUCCAUGGAGACAGACUUGCAUGCAGUGAUCAAGAAGGGAAAUUUACUGAAAGACAUUCAUAAGUGCUACAUCCUGUACCAGCUCUUGAAAGCCACCAAAUAUAUCCACUCAGGAAAUGUUAUUCACAGGGACCAAAAGCCUUCCAACGUCUUGCUGGACAGAGACUGCUUUGUGAAGUUGUGCGACUUUGGACUGGCUCGUUCCCUGGGCCAAAUCGAAAAAGAUGAAGGCAACCCUGCACUUACGGAGUACGUUGCUACUCGCUGGUACCGAGCCCCUGAGAUCCUGCUUGCAUCAAAAUGUUACACCAAGGGGGUGGACAUGUGGAGCAUCGGCUGCAUCUUGGGGGAGAUGCUCCUGGGGAAGCCUCUGUUCCCAGGGACAUCGACCGUCAAUCAGAUAGAGCAGAUCCUGCAUGUUAUUCCUCCCCCCAGCGCAGGAGAUAUAGAGGCCUUCCAUUCUGACUACCAAGCCUCCGUUAUCAACCGUGUGAGCUGCCAGCCCCAGCUGACUCUGGAGGAGCUCUUGCCUGCCUCCACCCCUCCCCAGGCCCUGGACCUUCUGAAGCGGCUCUUGGUGUUCAACCCCGAGAAGCGGCUGACGGCAGAGGAGGCCCUGGAGCACCCUUAUGUGCAAAGGUUCCACUGUGCUGCCAAAGAGCCUGCUCUCAACCACAGUGUGACCCUUCCUCUUGCUGAUGACGUGCAGCUCUCGGUGGCCGAGUAUCGCAAUCAGGUUUAUGAGGUAACCCCGCUGCCCCCGGUCCAGAGGAACCCUGAGGGGUCCUUCAGCUCUGCUCUGGCCCAGAGAGCUGAAGGAAGACGCCUGUCCCGAAGGGGUAGGAACUUUUGGGAGAGAGUGACUGUGACGCACUCGGGUUUGCCUUAAUGGAGGCAAGCAUGA